Penicillium maclennaniae is the source of this 1005-nucleotide messenger RNA. RefSeq names its product non-structural maintenance of chromosomes element 1 family protein. NCBI's taxonomy places the organism in Eukaryota, Fungi, Ascomycota, Eurotiomycetes, Eurotiales, Aspergillaceae. Gene Ontology annotation, biological process: DNA damage tolerance; double-strand break repair via homologous recombination. Gene Ontology annotation, cellular component: Smc5-Smc6 complex; nucleus. The transcript has 3 exons. Bases 1 to 1005 code for a protein of 334 amino acids. Gene Ontology annotation, molecular function: ubiquitin-protein transferase activity. The record is from RefSeq and is a predicted model, not a curated record.
AUGGAUAAUCUCACCUACAAUGACUGCAAUCGCGCCUUCCUGCAGGCCUUCAUGGCCCGCUCGUCAAUGACCUUUGAUGAAGCGCAGCCAGUUCUGGCUGCCAUAAUUUCAGCGCAUGAAGGCUGCACUGUCGAUACUGAGGAUAUCACCCAAGAACUUUUCUCUUCCUACAUCUCCUCCGCCAACACCGCCAUCUCUCCCUUCAACUUCGAAAUCAGAAGCUCGCUCCGCCAACUCGCAAGAGAUCCUCAUCAAGAGACCACCGAGGGUCCGCCCGAACGAGUCUACGCUCUCGUCAACGUCCACGUCGACGCGUUGACCCAACUUGCAAGCACCUAUACCCCCAACGAGAUCGCCUUCGUCAAGCGCGUCCUCGAUUUCAUGUUCGACACAAAUAACACAAAGAUCAUUGAAGGAAUGGUUAUCACGCCUAUCCAAGCUACCCAAUUAGCCAAGGUUUCCUCAGCAGACGCCAACCGCCGGCGGUCGACAAAUGCUGAAUCGCAACAGAACCAAGGCGGAGCAGCACAAUCCUUGACAAUGACACAGGCUGAGACAAUGAUGCAGAAUCUCCUUGUAGAAGGCUGGUUGGAGAAAAGCCCAAAAAACUAUUUCAGCUUGACACCCCGUGCACUCAUGGAACUGCGAAGCUGGCUGAGCGAUACAUACAACUACGUGAAGGAGAGUGGGCGCAAAGUGGAGCGUAUCAAGUUUUGUGCUGCUUGCAGGGAUAUUGUCACAGCGGGCCAAAGGUGUGGUGAUCGUGAUUGCCCUGGUCGACUUCACGAUCAUUGCAUGCGGAACUUCUUCCGUGUACAACAGGCUGAGAAAUGCCCAGUGUGCAAAGAGGAAUGGCCUGGAGAUAAGUUUGUGGGCGAAAGAGCCGUUAUCUCGGCGAACCGAAGACAGUCCAACAAUGUUCCACGUGCUAGCCAAAUGCAUUCGAAUGCGCCAAAUGGCCACCGUGAGAUUUCUGAUGAGGAAAGCGAGGAGGAUGAGGGGUGA